ACGGCUCUUUUCCUCAAGAAGAGAGCGGAAAAUCAUAGGCGGCUGGGCCCGUUCACGUUCAGUCGGUUUUUCCAGAGACAUUUCCCAGUAAUUACCUCUUUUCGAGUGUCGAGUUUUCACGCCAGAGAUGCUGUGACUGGCCUCAGUCCAUUUUCAGGCCAUGCCGUGGCCGGGCAUACCCUUAAGAAUCGUCCUGGUCCUUCUUGCUGCAUUCUUGAAGCCACCAGGUGUAACUAGCGAAGGAAAUGUUGGUUGUUUGUUCAGCAACAGACUUUGUCUGGAAGAUGAAUGGUGUUUCGAUGAUUACGCUUUCGGACGAUGCACUCCAACAGGAGACGUAAACGAAGAAGAUGUAUUCAGAUUCGACCUCAAAAGAGACGAGCUCCACGAACUGAAGAGGGAGUUACAGCGUCUCUUCGCCCUUGGUUACAGAUGGAGCCACGGAUACACGCAAUGUCGAUUACAGGCCAUGCUCUACGCUAUGAAGCACGACACGCCGUUCGAGGAGGACGUCUGUUCCCAUCUUUCCGAUCAGGAUCUGGAAGGGGCCCUCAAAGCUAUGGACCUACAAGAUCCCAUGGAUCCGAGGGAGGUCGCCAUCAUAAAAUACACGCCUAGUGUCGAGAAGAGCCAUGGGAAGUACGCGGACGAAGUUUACUAUCCACCGGACGUUGACUUAUCUGGAAGGGAGGCUCUGAGGAACAAGAUCUUGGGAUCCAAUCCGGUCGACAUACUCGACAUGCCCGAUCCAUACGCGGACUACCAGGUCAUGAAGCGCGCUUGGAUACCCCAAAUGCACAGACGUUCGCCUCCCGUGAUCACCAUCAAGAGUACGAGGGACUUCGACAACGACCCUCUGGAAUUCCUGCAAGCUCCGACGUUCCAGGAGAAGAUAGUGGCGGACGACAAUUUUCGGGAAGGGAUGGGUUCGGACGUACAACAGGAGGGUCCGCGCCUGUUGUCCUUUCAGGACAUGAUGGAUAUUUAUCCGUUGAUCAAGUACCUCAACGAGAACUACUUGUCGCCGUCCGAUCUAAGGAGGAUCUUGUCGCCGGACAGUUACGAGCAGCUUGAGAGACUUCUGGAAGACUUCGACCACACCUUCGCCAGACACGACUACCGCAUAGCGGACCUCGAAGAGCAGCUGGCGAAAGAGAACGAACUGACGCCCGAACGCUUCUCCAUGACGUACAACACCCCCGACAAGUUCAGGGAGGGUUGGGAGUCCAGGGAUUCCCUGGAAUUCAUCAACCGUCGCGAGUCGCAGGAUGCGGACGACGAGAUCUGGAGGUCCGGGCCGAACGAAAUCUUCAGGGAGCUCAAGAAAGUCCAGCUGCCGUCGAGGAGGAACGAGGAGGACGAGGAGGGCGGCUACGGCGGCGUGUUCAGGGAGCAGAGCAAGCACGGAAACGAACGCUGGACGGACGUCAGGAAGCAGCAUCCCUCUUCCAGCCAGCGUACCGGCGUCUAUACGGAGGGUGGAUUCGUUUAUCCCUCGGAUACGAUGAACGGCAAAUCAUCAAAGGAAUCUCUGAGCGGAGACCUGGAAAAGCUGCUAGAAAAAAAUAGUAACUUUGGCUUUAAAAGACCCGAAAGGCUCGACGUUAAAAAACCUGGACCGAAGUUUCCCCAACACCCUCACGAAGAUCUCAAGCGCAAAGGUUUCAUUAAUGACGAACAUAUGUACAUGCCUUCCAUGAUGAAAAAAGGACCGAGAGGGGCGCCGCACCCGAACCCCUACAAGGGCGACCAGUUCGACAUGGAGGAGUCAAACGCCGAUUACGUUUUCGUCGGUUUCAACAAAAACUUCGACACGUGGGGUCAGGGGGAGGAGGUGAUAAGGAAGAUCGCCUUCAUGCUGCACCUGGAGCCGUCCAGCUUCGAGAAUGGCCAUGUCAUCAAAAAUGUGGUCACAUUCAAAGUAUUGCCCAACAGUAAAGGACUGAACGCGUCUGAGGUGGCCCACAGAAUUCGUGCACUGAAGGAUAUCAUGAGUACAGAAAAAGGUUUGACCAUCAUCGACGCAGGGAUAAAGGAUAAGGAAAAGAUGCAAGCCGUGCUGGCCGCGCCCAUGAUCAACGACAACGAGUUCUACAUCGUCAUCUUCAUGGUUUGCGGGGUGCUAGGCGCCAUGAUCGUUGCUGCGGCCCUGCUGAUCAUCAUCCGUAAGCAUAUCAAGUCGAAGGAGAAACUGCAGGGUCUGAGCAAACCGGACACGGAAGCGAGCAAGGAUUACCAGGAUCUGUGCAGGGCCAGGAUGUCGGCCAAGGGGCAGCCUUCUGGCGAGAGCGUACACGGGAGGAUAACGAGCCUGUCCAAGGAAUCAGAGCAGAGUCCAUCUAGCAGAUCCAGCACAUCGUCCUGGAGCGAAGAGCCAGCGUUGCACAACAUGGAUAUUUCGACAGGUCACAUAGUGCUGAACUACAUGGAAGACCAUUUAAAGAACAAGGACCGUCUGGAGCAGGAAUGGGUGGCGCUGUGCGCCUACGUGGCCGAACCAUGCGCCACGACCGUUGCCCUGAGGAAGGAGAACGCGGGCAAGAACAGAUACCCGGACAUCGUACCAUACGACCACUCGAGGGUGAUCCUGAACGAGCUGUCGAACGCUAACGGAUCCGACUACAUAAACGCGUCCAGUAUAACGGAUCACGACCCCAGGAAUCCAGCCUACAUCGCCACCCAGGGGCCGUUGCCCCACACGUCGGCCGACUUUUGGCAGUUGAUCUGGGAGCAGGGGGCCGUUGUCAUAGUGAUGCUGACAAGACUGACCGAAUCCGGGGUGGCCAUGUGCCAUAGAUAUUGGCCCGAAGAAGGGUCGGAAAGGUACCACAUCUACGAAGUGCAUCUCGUCUCGGAGCACAUAUGGUGCGACGACUACCUAGUGCGUUCCUUCUACCUGAAGAACCUGAGGACGGGAGAGACCAGGACGGUCACUCAGUUCCACUUCCUCUCCUGGGCUGAGACGGGUGUGCCUGCGUCUACGAAGGCCUUGCUCGAGUUUAGGAGAAAAGUUAACAAGUCGUACAGAGGCCGGUCUUGCCCUAUCGUAGUACACUGUAGUGACGGUGCAGGUAGAACAGGCACCUAUUGUCUAAUAGACAUGGUACUAAGUAGAAUGGCGAAAGGAGCCAAAGAGAUAGAUAUAGCAGCUACCUUAGAACACCUUAGAGAUCAGAGAGUGAAAAUGGUGGCAUCUAAGCAGCAGUUUGAGUUUGUAUUGACCGCCGUAGCAGAGGAAGUGCACGCCAUCUUAAAAGUGCUACCGCCGCAGCCAACUGCACCGCAACCGGACAAAGAGAAAUAAUCACCGCGAUCAAUAAAUACAACAAAGUCAAUGCGAUAAAAAGGGAAACAUGGUUUUAGAUGUCCCGAGCUGAGAACGGCUCGGCCAGAUGAGAAUACGCGCUUUAUAUUAAACACCUAUAAGGCUUGAAGUUGUUUCUUGCGAUUUUUCGUAUUUUCUUUGCUGUACUGUACUCAUCGACUAAGUGUAUUUACAUAGAAUUUUCCCCGCAGAUUUCCCAGAAUCUUAUCAUUGUAAAUGUUUCAGGAGAACUCAGAUACCUGAACAAAAUUUUAUGCAAAGUGUUAUUGGAACAUAUAUAGAAUUAUCGUAUAUUAUUGUUGUGUUUAAGUUUUCAUAUUUUACAUUGUACGCGAGUGGUUUUCUUCAAUUGGGGGUCUUGAACAUUCCGAAGGUUCGAUAACAGCUUGCGCGACCUUCUCCUGCCAUUUUGUGAGAGAAUUCUGAGGUACUUUCCUGUCGUUUGGUUGAUAGGUUUUCCAAUACCCCCUUCCUUAAUUAGGAUAUAAGACUUGGUUCAAUUGAAGUUCUGGAUUAGGGACCUUUGAAACCCGAUUUUCAAGACACAUCGAAUCAUGACACUGUCUCGAACUUGCUGAAGACACGUUGGAACAGUUCAGGCUCUGGCAACUUGUCUUGGAUGCAAGAUCUUCAAAUCAUCACAUUUCUUCAUCGACUAAUCCCCCUCUCCUUUCACUGUAUUCGUUGUUUUUCCCCUCGAAUCACGAGGGCUUGUAUAAUAAGUGGGUAUUAAUCAAAAACUUCCGGAUUAACGACACAAUGAGGGAAGAUAAUGAACAGGCGAGAAUUUCAAGACAAAAUCCGUCGGUCUUAGGCUCGCCGCGAUUCAAAUGCAAACAUUCCAUUUCAACGUUCACCUUAACUCGUUUAAGUUUCGUCUAAACUCCCAUCUCUCUGGUUUCCAGCCUCCCAGAAAGACGGGAGUUUAGCCCGGACGCGGGCAGAUCGCCAUUUCUCUGGUAUCCAGCCUCCCAGAAAGAUGGAAAUUCGGCGUCGUCGAACUGGUCACGGUAGGAUCUCAAUUUGGAGCAAUCGACCAGCGAUCGAUUCUUGUUCUAAGUUGAGGGUCUACCGGGAGACUUCGAAACCGUAAAUUUCAGACUGAAAAUUUUCUCUUCGUGCGAGAGUCGAUCGAUUAAUUUAUUGGUGUUUGGCCCCGAUUAAGCACCGGCGUCCUUCUCAAUUCCGACGCGUGCUUUCUGCGGCAGUCCACAUCUGAUCCUACAUAUAUAUGGAAAUAUGAAUAUAUUUAUGGAUUUAAGAGAAGAAGAGGUAUAAUUACAGAUGUUUCCAAUAUAUAUUAACUAUUUUGUCAAAGGAACUAUACUAAAGGAAAAUGUAAUUUUAUCGAUAAAUUAAUGUACUGAAUCUAUCUAGAUUAGUGUAUUUAAUGUAAAGUAUUUGAAUGUAAACAGCACAAUGGUUGCCA
Molecule: messenger RNA, 4754 nt
Organism: Coccinella septempunctata (seven-spotted ladybird)
Lineage: Eukaryota; Metazoa; Arthropoda; Insecta; Coleoptera; Coccinellidae
Gene: IA-2
Product: receptor-type tyrosine-protein phosphatase N2
Exons: 18
Coding region: 161-3304 (1047 amino acids)
Biological process (GO): protein dephosphorylation
Cellular component (GO): secretory granule
Molecular function (GO): protein tyrosine phosphatase activity
Source: RefSeq, a predicted model, not a curated record